AUGCCUCUAAUGUCCGGGCGCAAGAGACGUGCGGAAGCCGUAGCGGAGGAAGAAUCAGACGCAGCCGCAUCUCCCGUGUCCUCUCCGGAACCAGCCACGCAACGUCGACGCCUCAGUCCCGAAGAUGAAGAUUAUGGCGACGGAAACAACGCUGCUGAGGACGGAAAUCUCCAGCAGCUGGUUAAGAAGAUGGUUCGGCUAGCGCUUGCUUGCGAAUACCAACGGCGACCUAUCCGACGUGCAGACAUCAGCGAGAAGGUGCUGGGAAAUGCAGGCAGCAGGAAGUUCAAAGAGAUGUUCAACGCAGCGCAGAUGGAGCUGCGAAGCGUCUUUGGCAUGGAGAUGAUGGAGCUGCCACAGAGGGAGAAAGUAACGGUCGCACAGAAGAGAGCCGCGCAAAAGUCCCAGUCACAGGCGAACAAACCCAUAGCUUCUUGGAUCCUAGUCUCUACACUUCCAGCCGACUUUCACGACCCUGCGAUCCUCCCGCCCCCGCGCGCCCCGACAUCGGACGAAGAGAGUCGCUACACGGCCAUUUACACCACCCUGGUCUCCCUCAUCAGUCUCUCCGGCGGCGCCCUCCCCGCUGCCAAAAUGGAACGAUAUCUACGUCGGCUGGAGAUAGAGGAUAACACGCCCGUUGCCGCCCAGCAAGCCACCGGGCAAGAGAAGACGGAGAAAUUGCUGAAGCGAAUGGAAAGGGAAGGCUACUUGAUCAGAGUGAAAGAGUCCACAGGCCAGGGCGACGAUGAUGUUUAUUGGACAGUGGGGCCAAGAGGCAAGGUGGAGAUUGGGGAAGACGGCGUGCGUGGGUUGACGAAAGCCGUGUAUGGCGAUUUGGACGAAGGCGCAGACGAGGAACUGGACAGGAAGAUUGCGAGGAGUCUUGGGCUCGGAGAUGCACCGCCUGCUGCUAGAGGGCAGAAUGCAGCACCGCAAAAGAAGAAAGGUCGAAGGAGGAAGGAUGCUGACGACGAUGAAGAGGACGAAGAUAGCGAUGCUGAUUGA
Neohortaea acidophila is the source of this 1008-nucleotide messenger RNA. RefSeq names its product MAGE family-domain-containing protein. NCBI's taxonomy places the organism in Eukaryota, Fungi, Ascomycota, Dothideomycetes, Mycosphaerellales, Teratosphaeriaceae. Gene Ontology annotation, biological process: DNA repair. Bases 1 to 1008 code for a protein of 335 amino acids. Gene Ontology annotation, cellular component: nucleus. The record is from RefSeq and is a predicted model, not a curated record. The transcript is spliced from 3 exons.